AUCACGAUAUCCUCCUUCAAUCAAUACUCCAACAGCCUCUCGGAUUGGCUUGCUGCUACCUAGUCCUCCUGUCCCCGUCGCGUUCUCUUUUCGAGGGUCUCCAGCUUCCCGGGCAAGCCAUGGCAGCCAAAGUGAUUGUACUAGGCAGCGUGAGCGGCAAGCUUCAAGAGGCAUUCGCAAAGCUCGAGACAUUGCAUAGAAAACAAAACUUCUCCUUUGCCAUUGUCACCGGCAAUCUCUUCAGCGCUAGUCAAGAUGACGAGGCAGUCCACAAGCUUCUCGACGGCACGAUUCGCGUGCCUCUUACAACCUACUUCACGGUUGGCACAACACCACUGCCCGAUGCCGUGGUUCGGCGCAUCCUAAAGGAUGAAGACGUGUGCGAGAAUCUUCAUUACCUCGGAAAACGUAGCACGACGAAGACAUCGGAUGGGAUACGCAUCGUCACGUUGGGAGGAGUUUUGGAUGCAUCUAUCGUUGGCGGCCAGUCCCAGGAUCAACAUCUUCCUUUCCAUACCGUAAGCGAUGCGAAGGCUUUGCGAGGCGCGAAUACAGCGGAUAUUCUUCUCACCACAUCCUGGCCCGCCGGUGUUACGACCAACUCUACUGUGGCGAUUGCGCCAGAAGACAAGGACGUUGUCCUAGCUUCGGAAGAGAUAGCAGAGCUGUGCACCGCUCUUAAACCACGAUAUCAUUUUUCAGCAUCGCCCACCGCAUUUUUCUACGAGCGCGAGCCAUUCUUGCACCCACUUCCCGAUGAGGAAACUGAUAGCAAAGCAAUCACACGGUUCCUCUCCCUUGCGCCCUUUGGUAAUUCCACCAAGGCCAAAGCUCUCUAUGCUUUCAAUAUCACACCUGGAGAGUCUAUUACAUCUGUCCCUCCAGGCUGUACCCCUUCUCCAUUUCUCUCUCACACAAGAAAGCGCCACGCACCAGAUGACGAGGGCCAGUUCAGCCGAUUCGACAGCAGCCAUGACCGGCGUGGCGGCGGUCGACACAAAAAGUCCAAGCGCGAGCCUCCCCCGGGUCCGGACCGCUGCUUUUUCUGCCUCAGUAAUGUGGAUAUAGACCAGCACAUGAUUUGCUGCAUUGGUUCAGAGACAUAUGUGACCACUGCCAAAGGUCCCUUACCCGGUCAGGACUAUUUCGUCUCGUCUGGCCUUGAUUUCCCAUGCCAUCAGUUGAUUAUCCCAUUUUCACAUGAGCCAACAUUCCAGGCGAUGGGAGCCGAGGCCGACAACGUUUUCAAUGAAAUGACCCGGUUUAAGGAAGCUUUGCAAGCCAUGGUAGCUAAUCAAUCAAAGUUCAAACUUGGCACAGUGACCUGGGAAAUUAGUCGCCGAAAUGGUAUUCACACCCAUUGGCAAUUCUUGCCUGUAUCGCAUCACUUGAUUCGCAAGGGUCUUGUUGAGGCCGCUUUUCAAGUCGAAGCCGACAACCUGAAGUACCCCAAGUUUCAGGAAACAGCUCUGGGAUCCGCUACUAACGAGUCGAGUGACUUCUUUCGCGUAUGGAUAUGGUCUGAUGAUGGAGAAACUGGUAUCCAAAGCAAGGAGCUCGUCAUGCGAAUAGAUGAUAGCUUCCGCUUCGAUCUUCAAUUCGGCCGUAAAGUUAUGGCGAAACUCCUAGGCCUCGAGGCUCGACUUUUAUGGAGGGACGUUGUUCAAUCCACUGCAGAAGAGCUUGAAGAUGUCGAAAAGUUCAAAGCGGCUUUCAAGCCUUGGGACUUUAGCCUCGAAGGCUAGCUUUUCCUUUGCUGUUGCGUUGGCGUUGUUGGGUCGGAAAAGUUAAGAUACCCGCAUUCAUUGGACCUGCAUUUCUCGGAGUUCUUCUAUUCUCAAUGGCAAACAUGUCACUGGCGCUGCGAUGCUUUGAUCUAUGGUGGUACUAUAUCCGCCAUGUUUUGUAUUAUAUGUAACCUGCACUCACAAACCGAUAGAUACCAACAGGUUCUAGAUGGCGUCAUCAUCAUAACUAUAGGUAGAUAUUUAGGUUGUGUUAAGAAAACACCAACCGUCGUCUCCAUAGUUUAAAGAGCGUUGUUUUACUAUUUAGAUGCGUCUCAAUUUGGCAUGAACAUUUAAACAUCGAGUUCUAAACUCAGUAUAUCU
Molecule: messenger RNA, 2111 nt
Organism: Xylaria bambusicola
Lineage: Eukaryota; Fungi; Ascomycota; Sordariomycetes; Xylariales; Xylariaceae
Product: CwfJ C-terminus 2-domain-containing protein-like protein
Exons: 3
Coding region: 120-1745 (541 amino acids)
Biological process (GO): mRNA splicing, via spliceosome
Cellular component (GO): post-mRNA release spliceosomal complex
Molecular function (GO): RNA lariat debranching enzyme activator activity
Source: RefSeq, a predicted model, not a curated record